AUGUCGACCUCGAGCGCCGAAGACCUGCUCAAGAACGCCGAAAAGAAGGCCUCGGCCUCUGGAGGCUGGUUCUCGUCGGCCCAGAGCAAGCUCGAAGAGGCCGUCGAGCUCUUCAAGGCCGCCGCCAACAAGUUCCGCAUCCAGAACCGCUUCGAAGAGGCCGGAAACGCCUUUAUGCGCGCCGCAGAGACCGAGGUCAAGGUCGGCGAAAAGGACUAUGCUGCCAACACCUUCUUUGAGGCCAACAAGUGCUUCAAGAUGAGCAGGCCAGAGCUGGCGGUCGUCGCACUCACCAGGGCAAGAGAGAUUCUCAUCGAGCGCGGCCGGUUCCGCCAGGCGGCCGACCGAGAAAAAGCCAUUGCAGAGCUCUACAAGACCGACGCUGCCGACCCGGAAAAGGCGCUCGAGGCCUACGAGCAGGCGGCGCAGUGGUACACGCAGGAAGGCGCCUCGGCGACGGCGUCCGGAUGCUGGAGGGAGGCGGCGCAGAUCGCCACCGACCUCGGACGCUUCCCGCAGGCCAUCGAGAGGUGGGAGCAGGUGGCCGCCAUGAGCCUCGAGAGCAACCUCACCCGGUACAGCGUCAAGGAUUACUACCUCAACGCCGGCCUCUGCUACCUUGCCAUCCCCGACUACGUCGCGGCAGGACGCGCGAUGGGCUACUACGCCCAGCAAGAUCCCACCUUCCCGCCCACGAUGGAAGGCCGAUUCCUCCACAGCCUCCUCGAGGCCGCCGAGGCCGGAGACCUCGCCGUCUUCGACUCGAGGGUGCAGGAGUACGACAGGACCAAAAAGGUCCUCGGCUGGCAGGCCAGCCUCCUCCGGCAGGUGCGCAAGGGCAUCCAGGACGAGCCCGACCUCUCCUAG
Molecule: messenger RNA, 867 nt
Organism: Pseudozyma flocculosa PF-1
Lineage: Eukaryota; Fungi; Basidiomycota; Ustilaginomycetes; Ustilaginales; Ustilaginaceae
Exons: 4
Coding region: 1-867 (288 amino acids)
Biological process (GO): SNARE complex disassembly; intracellular protein transport
Cellular component (GO): SNARE complex; vacuolar membrane
Molecular function (GO): soluble NSF attachment protein activity; syntaxin binding
Source: RefSeq, a predicted model, not a curated record